Molecule: messenger RNA, 369 nt
Organism: Trichomonas vaginalis G3
Lineage: Eukaryota; Parabasalia; Trichomonadida; Trichomonadidae
Product: pantothenate kinase protein
Exons: 1
Source: RefSeq, a predicted model, not a curated record
AUGCUUGGAGUAGAUCUUGGAGGUUCAUUUACAAAAAUGUGCUUUAUUGGAAAAGAUGGAAAUAAGCAACUAUUCUGCAUCCCAACAUUAAUUGAAGAAAUCAAAAAUUUCUUUCAAACAGAUGAAAACGGCGAAUUAAAAAUCGAACAAAUUCAUGAGAAAAUCGAGAAAAUAUGCAUAACUGGUGGUGGAUCCGUUAAAUUCCGUGAAUUUUUCGAGCAAAUUAAACCAAAACCUGUCAAACUCGAUGAACUAGGAACACAAGCUUUUGGAGCUGCUCAUUUACUUAAAGACCGAAGCAAUGUUAAAAUUUUGGGCCCUCAAAUAGAAGAUUUAAUUCCUUGUAUCAUUAUUUCAAUGGGAACAGGC